Messenger RNA from Meloidogyne enterolobii, 1707 nucleotides. The record is from the annotation of a GenBank genome assembly. NCBI's taxonomy places the organism in Eukaryota, Metazoa, Nematoda, Chromadorea, Rhabditida, Meloidogynidae.
AUGAAUGGAAAAUUAAUUGGGGGAGCUAAUGAAAAUAAUUUUAAAAAUUCCCCUGCUUCUCCUUACAUAAAUCUUUUUUAUAAAGAAGAUAAAUUUAAUUUUCAUACAAAAAUUAAUUAUCAUUCUUUUCUUGUCAAAAAUUUAAAACCAAACAAAAUAUAUUCGUUUACUGUACGUUCUGUUGAUAAGAGCGGAAAAGAAUCCAAGGAAAGUAAAGAGGUUGUUCAUAAAACUGCUCCGAAAUAUAAAAAGAUUUUUAAUGUGUCAAAAUGUGGAGCAAAAGGAGAUGGAAAAACAUUAAAUACAGAAAUAAUUCAAAAAGCAAUUGAUAAAUGUUCAAAAAAUUCAAAAUCGGCAUUUGAUUGCAAAAUAUUAAUUUCUGCCGAUAAAUAUGGAAAAAUAUUUUUAACUGGAGCUCUUUAUUUACGUAGUAACAUGACUUUAGAAAUUGAUAAUGGAACAAUUUUACGGGGAUCUCCUAAUUUUGUUGAUUAUCCGUUGGUUAAUAAUGUUGUGGCUGCACUUCUAUAUGGAAUAAAUAAUUUAACAAAUGUUAAAAUUGUCGGAUUAGGUACAAUUGAUGGCCAAGGAUGGCAAAGAAGUUCUUCUGACACAAUUGAUGAAUUGGGAAACCAUCUAGCAUAUUAUGAAAAUAGCUAUUUUAGUACUUGGAAUAUAACGGGAAUUCUAGCCCGCAGCCAGAUGGAAGCAGCUAUAAACCGGUCAAAUGGAAGUAUGAGUAAUUCUGAUUUGGUUAAUGCUUAUGCAAGUGUUCGUUCAAGUCUUAUUACUUUUUAUUAUGCAACAAAUAUUUUUAUUGGAUAUAUUAAAUUAAUAAAUCCAGCAUUUCAUGGAAUUAGAUUUUUACUUGGCAAGAAUGUGGUUUGUGCUUAUACAAAAACAGAAACAUAUAAUGUAAAUAAUGCAGAUGGAAUACAAUCACAAAGCAUAAAUACAAUAAUUUUUAAUAAUUUUAUAAAUAGUGGAGAUGAUUGUGUUGUGUUUAAAGCUGGACAAGGACAAUCUGUUGCUAAUUUCCCUCCAACCCAAUAUGGAUGGGUUUUUAAUAAUUAUAUGAGGGAAGGUCAUGGAGUAGUUGUUCUGGGAAGUGAAACUGGUUCUUGGAUUAAGGAUAUACUUGCUGAAGAUAAUGUUGCUUUUUUAACUGAAAAUGGAAUGAGAGUAAAAAGUACAGCCCAAACAGGCGGAGGUUGCAAAAACUUUUAUUUCCGAGACACAGCAAUGAGGGAAAUUGGCACUAAAAAUAUAAUUGAAAUUAAUGGGCAUUUAUUUAAUCGUUCAAAUGUUAUUUAUCAAUCUGGCUCUCAAUGUGCUUUUGUUCUUUCAAUGACAUAUAAUUUGGGUUCUACAAAUUGGAUUAGAGCUAAAACACCUUCACAUUUUUUGGAUAUUAAUGCGAAAAGUGUAACGGUAGAUAAUGGUAAUACAGCUACAGGAGGGCCUAUGAUUAGUGUGACGGGAUAUUCUGGUCAAGACACUUCUUUAGGAUAUCCAGAGACUUUUAGUAAAAAUGUGACUUUUGAGGACAUUAAAAUUAUUAGAGCCAGACCUGCAAACAUUAGUCGCCUUCAAGAUAGUUUAUUUAAAAAUAUUUUGAUUCAAGAUUGGGGGAAUUUUGCCUCACCAUGGAUUUUAAAUAAUACUAAAAAUUUAAAAUUUAUCAACGUUCAACCAAUGCCUAAUUAA